Arachis ipaensis is the source of this 1314-nucleotide messenger RNA. Lineage: Eukaryota; Viridiplantae; Streptophyta; Magnoliopsida; Fabales; Fabaceae. The record is from RefSeq and is a predicted model, not a curated record.
AUGGAAGGUAUUGCAAAUAUACGAGUGUAUUAUAACGGUGAGGUUAUAUCGAACACACACGAAGGAGUGACUUUUGUUUGUAAAUGUCCGUUUUCAUUUGCUAUUCCAUAUACCACGAGUUUUGUGGAGUUGCAAAAUGGUAUUUGUGUCAACAUACCAAGUCACAUUUCGAAAAGGGUGAGCUAUAUUUUGUACAGGAGUCCUGUACAAGUAUUUGGUGGGCUGAUACAGUUUCAAAUAAUGGUCAUCACUGACGAUGCAAGCAUGCAGCGGAUGUUCUGUAUUUAUCAACAAACCCGAUUUCAGGUGCCGCUAAUAGAGUUGUACGUUGAGUUUGAACAGCAUACGGGGGUGGACGAGUUUGACGAGGAGGUCAACAUUAACGAGUUUGGGGAUAUAGGCUGGGAAGAAGAUAACGACGACAGUGAAGAGGAGUUCGAAGCCAACUAUGAAGUCGAUGACGAAAACGAUGACGGAGAUCUGGCCGGCAAUCCGGCGGUGCCAAAUGAAGCGCAUGCUGUUAUAAGCCAGCAGCCGUUUGGUGUUCCGUCUUUUAUGCGGACUCUUGAUCUCGAAGCCAUGCAUGCCCCAGAAUUUUCUGAGUAUGCGAAUAUGGGUGAAGGCAACGCUGCGGCCGAAGAUGGUGAAUUCAGUGUCGGAAUGGAAUUUGGCUCUAGAGAGUCGACAUUCUAUGCGAAAUGCAAGGGUUAUGGUGCCGGGUGCGAUUGGCUUAUCCGAGCUAGUUUGAUUCGAAAGAAAGCUUGUUGGGAGAUCAGGAGAUACAAUGGCAAACACACGUGCACCAUGGGAACUAUCUCGCAAGAUCAUGCCAAGUUGGACUCAGACACAAUUGCAGAUGCCAUUAGGCCGUUGGUCGAAGCAGAUCCGUCCAUAAAGGUGAAGUCUAUUAUUGCAGAAGUUCAGUCAAAGUUCAACUACACUAUCAGUUACCGCAAGGCUUGGUUGGCAAAGCAGAAAUCUGUCGCAAAAGUUUUUGGUGGUUGGGAGGUUUCUUACCAGACUCUGCCAGUUUGGCUGAAAGCAAUGACUGCAAAGAUGCCAAGGUCUCGUGUUCAAAUAAAGACGCUCCCUGUUUACCGUGAGAGUGAGGAGGUUCAAGGUGUAAGAGUUCUUCAUCGCGUUUUUUGGAGCUUCUAUCCGUGUAUAGUAGCAUUCCGACACUGCAAGCCACUGGUGCAGGUUGAUGGCACACACCUGUACGGUAAAUAUAAAGGUGCGCUUCUAGUCAUGAUGCUGGGCACCGCUCAAACGCCUGCAAUGAGCACUACCGAUCUGAAAUGCCGGGUCUGGUGA